Hyaena hyaena (striped hyena) is the source of this 1735-nucleotide messenger RNA. RefSeq names its product steroid 17-alpha-hydroxylase/17,20 lyase. The coding region runs from base 34 to 1563 and encodes 509 amino acids. The record is from RefSeq and is a predicted model, not a curated record. The transcript is spliced from 8 exons. Gene Ontology annotation, biological process: progesterone metabolic process; hormone biosynthetic process. Gene Ontology annotation, molecular function: heme binding; iron ion binding; steroid 17-alpha-monooxygenase activity. NCBI's taxonomy places the organism in Eukaryota, Metazoa, Chordata, Mammalia, Carnivora, Hyaenidae.
GCUGUCUGUCUUGCUGGCCAGCACCCGGCCACCAUGUGGGAGCUCUUGGUUUUCUUGCUGUUCACCCUAGCCUAUUUCUUGUGGCCCAAGGCAAAGUACCCUGGUGCCAAGUAUCCCAAGAGCCUCCCAACCCUGCCCUUUGUGGGCAGCCUGCUAUUCCUCCCCAGAAGUGGCCAUCCACACGUGAACUUCUUCAAGCUGCAGAAAAAAUAUGGCCCCAUCUAUUCCUUUCGUCUGGGGACCAAGACUACAGUGAUGGUUGGUGACCACCAGCUGGCCAAGGAGGUGCUUAUCAAGAAGGGCAAGGAAUUCUCUGGACGGCCCCAAGUGGUGACUCUGGAUAUCCUGUCUGACAACCAAAAGGGCAUUGCCUUCGCCGACCAUGGUGCAAGCUGGCAGUUGCACAGGAAGCUGGUGCUGGCCACCUUUGCUCUGUUCAAGGAUGGCGACCAAAGGCUAGAGAAGAUCAUUUGUCAGGAAAUCAGUUUAUUGUGUGAUAACCUGGCCGCCCAGGAUGGAGAGUCCAUAGAUUUGUCCUUGCCUCUCUUCCUGGCGGUGACCAACAUAAUCGGCUUGAUCUGCUUCAACUCCUCCUACAAGAAUGAAGAUCCUGCUCUGAAGAUCAUAUAUAAUUACAAUGAAGGCAUCUUGAAUACUUUGGGAAAGGACAAUUUGGUAGACAUAUUCCCCGUGCUGAAGAUUUUCCCCAACCAAACCUUGGAAAAAAUGAAGGGUUAUGUUAAAAAGCGAGAUGAAUUGCUGACUGAAAUCCUUGAAAAAUAUAAGGAGAACUUCAGCAGUGACUCUAUCACCAACAUGCUGGAUGUACUGAUCCAAGCCAAGAUGAACUCAGACAAUAACAAUGCUGCCUCGGACCAGGAUUCAAAGCUGCUUUCAGAUAAACACAUUCUUUCCACCAUAGGAGACAUCUUUGGGGCUGGUGUGGAGACCACCACAUCUGUGGUGAGGUGGACUGUGGCCUUCCUGUUACACCAUCCACAGUUAUAUAAGAAGAUCCAGGAGGAGAUUGACCAGAAUAUAGGUUUCAGCCGCACACCAACUAUGAGUGACCGGAACCAACUCAUCUUGCUGGAGGCCACCCUCCGAGAGGUGCUUCGAAUCCGGCCUGUGGCCCCUACGCUCAUCCCCCACAAAGCUAUCGUGGAUUCCAGCAUCGGGGAGUUUGCCAUUGACAAGGGCACAAAUGUUAUCGUCAAUUUGUGGGCACUACAUCACAAUGAGAAGGAGUGGUACCGGCCCGACCAGUUCAUGCCCGAGCGCUUCUUGGACCCCACGAGGAGUCAGCUCAUCUCGCCAUCAUUAAGUUACCUGCCCUUUGGAGCAGGACCCCGUUCCUGCUUAGGUGAGAGCCUGGCUCGCCAGGAGAUCUUCCUCUUCAUGGCCUGGCUGCUGCAGAGGUUCGAGCUGGAGGUCCCUGAUGACGGGCAGCUGCCCUCCCUGAAAGGCACCCCCACAGUGGUCUUUUUGAUUGAGCCUUUCAAAGUGAAGAUUAAGGUACGCCAGGCCUGGAGGGAAGCCCAGGCUGAGGGGGGUAGCACCUAGAGGCUGACCUAGCAUCCCCUGAUUCCACCCUGUGCAGCUUCACUGCACAGAAUUAGACGUGCAACUCCACCUUCCCCCCGCUUUCCUCCCUCCCCGGGGCCCACACUGCCUUCUGUUCCAGUCUGCAAUCCUUGGAAGUGGUAUGCAUAAACAAAACAGUUUUUCUUCCUGG